AUGGCCUUGAUGAAAAGUGUUGAGCAAGCCUACCGAGGCUUCACGCCACAGCAUGAGGAUCAUGGUUCGUUUGGUAACCUGCAUGUCUACACCAUGAACAACAUCGGGGGCAUAUCCAUGUAUCUUGCCCGAACCUUCUUACAAAAGAACAACUACAAGCUCCUACGAAACACCAUCGACAGUUACGCAAGAUUCUUCGCGUCGGCGUAUCAUAACACUCCCGGGCCGAUGGGUAGGCCAGAUCGCGGGCUGCUUCUUCAAAGUUACACGUGGCAGCUCCAACGGCUGCGUGAAGGGCUUCCCGAGCGCUUUUACGCAACACUAGACACUCUGAUCCCCCAACUCCCAAGUAUCUUUGAUCAGGACUGGCCGCUGGUGCCUAAUCACACCGACCUCCUUGAGAAUAACAUCCACGUAGAUCCGGGUACGGGCGCCAUCGUGGGCAUCUGUGACUGGAGGGACGCCGAAAUCAGUCCCUUUGGCAUGUCACUAGGGGGCCUCGAGACAAUGCUUGGGGUCCGGACGAUGAAUGAGCACGGUUGGAGCUACUUCCCUAAUCAUAAUGAGCUCCGAGAGCAUUUUUGGACGACAUUCUACCAGAACCUGGGAGCGACGUCCGAAGCACAGCAGCAGCGCAUCGAGGUUGCGAGGUUGACUGGCCUGUUCCUGGCAAACGGCUUCGUACAGGACCAAUAUGGGAAUAUGCACCCUGCUACAGAGGAGAGCUUGGACUUGCGAUAUCUCGGUGCUGUUGUUCUCGCCUGA
Molecule: messenger RNA, 765 nt
Organism: Hirsutella rhossiliensis
Lineage: Eukaryota; Fungi; Ascomycota; Sordariomycetes; Hypocreales; Ophiocordycipitaceae
Product: phosphotransferase enzyme family domain-containing protein
Exons: 2
Coding region: 1-765 (254 amino acids)
Source: RefSeq, a predicted model, not a curated record